Messenger RNA from Symbiodinium sp. CCMP2592, 420 nucleotides. The record is from the annotation of a GenBank genome assembly. Lineage: Eukaryota; Dinophyceae; Suessiales; Symbiodiniaceae.
AUGGCCCGCUCCCUCGUUUUGACCGGUGCUGUGCUCCUGUCCACCGGCGCCCUCUUCACGGCCUUUGUGGCCGCCCCGCGCGCCGCGCCAGCCCCGACCGCGCCUCAUGCGACGACUGCAGCUCUCAGUGCCGUGACGCUUAUGGCCCCGCAAGCCGCUCACGCAGAGGGUGGCGCCGUGUGGAUCCCUGCGCUCUCCGCCAUCGGCGCUGGCUUCGCGAUCGGCCUCGCCGCUAUCGGCUCCGGCGUGGGACAGGGCAUUGCCAGCGGCCGUUGCAUUGAUGGCAUCUCCCGCCAGCCGGAGGUUGCGGAUGACCUCCGUGGUGUGCUGCUGCUGUCCCUUGCAUUCAUGGAGUCCCUGACCAUCUACGGUCUUGUGAUUGCCUUGGUGCUCCUCUUUGCAAACCCGCUCAUCAAGUGA